AUGUCUGAUCAGUUUUUCUCUUGUCGGGCUUAUUGUGUUUUUCGUUAUAGCAGGCAAUCACUGGGUGAACUGGCUACUGCAAUCCCCGUUUCUGGAUCAUUCACCGAGUAUGCGCAACGAUUCGUGGACGAUUCAUUAGCCUUCGGACUGGGAUGGGCGUACUGGUACCUUUGGGUGACGAUUCUGGCGAGUGAAUAUAAUGCGAUUUCGCUUGUCAUCGGUUUCUGGACGGAUGCUGUGCCCCAAUGGGGCUGGAUCCUGAUCUUUUGGUUCCUGUUCCUAGGGUUGUCCAAUCUGGGUGUUCUCGCGUAUGGUGAAAUGGAGUUUUGGUUGUCACUUAUCAAAGUGCUGGCACUGCUCGCGUUCUUCAUCCUGGCCAUCUGCAUCAGCACGGGCGGCGUCGGACCUGGUCCCAUUGGAUUCAAAUAUUACCAUGACCCGGGUGCAUUUGCCGAUUCCAUCAACGGUGUCGCAAGGACCUUCGUCGUCGCCGGAACGCUUUAUGCGGGCACAGAGAUGGUUGGUGUGACUGCUGGAGAAUCGGCAAACCCCCAAAAGGCCGUCCCGACUGCCAUCAAGCAGGUCUUCUGGCGUAUCCUGAUCUUCUAUAUUGGAACCUUCUUCUUCCUGGGAAUCCUACUCCCCUACAACCAUCCCAAACUUCUCAGCUCCACCUCCACCGCCGCCAGCUCCCCAUUGACCAUCGCGCUCACCGACGCAGGCAUCCUCCCAGCCGCGCAUCUAAUCAACGCCCUAAUCGUAAUCAGCGUCAUCUCGGCCGGGAACGGCUCAUUGUACGUCGCAUCCCGAACGAUGCUCUUCAUGGCUCGCAGCGGCAAGGCACCACGCUUCAUCGGCCGCACGAAUUCCCGGGGUGUGCCCUGGGCGGCCCUCAUCUUCUCGAACAUCUUCACCUGCAUCGUCUUCUUAACCCUCUCCUCGAGCGCGGGCCGGAUAUACUCCGCAUUAAUCACCUUAGCAGGAGUGGCAACCUUCGUAGUCUGGGCCGUCAUUUGCAUCGCACAUAUCCGUUUUCGCAAAGCAAUGGUUGUACAAGGCGACGAUCCAUCCCGACUUCCUUUCCGAGCUGCCCUCUAUCCCUACGGGACGUAUUUCGCGCUGGGCGCGACUAUCUUCCUCGUUUUCUUCCAGGGGUAUACGGCCUUUUUGAAUCCGUUUAGUGUGGAUGACUUCAUCAUUAAUUAUAUCUUGCUUCCGGUUUUCGUGAUGUUGGUUGUGGGAUAUAAGAUCUGGAAUAAGACGAAGAUCGUCAAACUCGAGGAGAUGGAUAUCUGGACGGGAAGAAGAGUCGCUGUGGUUGAUGAGACAGAAACCGACAAACAGCAGGGCUGUCAUUCGGAUCUACACAAUAUUAAUGGGGAAUUACCCAUGAGCACCAAUGUCCCCGGCCAUGAGGGGAUCGGGAGGGUGGUCCAAGAAUAUAUUGUCUCUCCGGCCAAUUUCGUGUCCAUUAUCCCUGAGGAACUGCAGCCGGAGGCGGUUGCGGCUUUGCUAUGCGCCGGGCUGACCAUGUACGGCGCUCUGAACAAACUGCACAAGUUCUGCCAAAAGGGCGAUUGGGUCGUAAUUAUGGGCGCCGGUGGUGGAUUAGGACAUUUCGCAACGAAGCAAGACAUUUGCAUGAAGUCAGGCGCGGCGGCAUUUGUCGAUUUCCGUAACGAUGUGGAGAAAGAAGUCCAAAAUCUAACCGAUGGCGCGGGCGCGCACGCCGUCGUCGUAGUCGUCGGUCUUGCAACCGCAUACAACCAAGCUCUCCGACUCCUUCGCCCCGUCGGUACGCUCGUCUGCGUUGGCCUCCCCGCGCAAGACUACCGCAUGCCUAUCUCGCCGUUGGACUGUGUGAAUCGCGGGUUUCACGUUGUUGGGAGCUGUGUGGGGACGGAAGAGGAGAUGCAAGAUCUCCUGAAACUGGCAGUGGCCGGGCGGGUGUCUACUCACUAUCAGGUUUAUGAAUUAACGGAAGUAAACGCGCUCCUGUCCCUCGCUACCCUCCUCCUCCCUACCGCCCUCGCCCUUCCCUCUGUCGUUGAGCGGGCCUGUGACUACACCUGCGGCAGCAACUGCUACUCCUCCUCCGACGUUUCCACCGCCCAGGCUGCCGGCUACAAGUUGCAGCAGUCCGGCGAGACCGUCGGCAGCAACAACUAUCCUCACAAGUACAACAACUACGAGGGCUUCGACUUCCCUGUGGACUCUCCUUACUAUGAGUGGCCUAUUCUGAGCUCCGGCGAGACCUACAACGGUGGUUCUCCUGGCGCGGACCGUGUGGUGUUCAACAGUAACGAUGAGUUGGCUGGUUUGAUUACCCACACUGGAGCUAGUGGUAACAACUUUGUCGCGUGUACUUAA
Aspergillus pseudotamarii is the source of this 2370-nucleotide messenger RNA. Its product is annotated as amino acid permease-domain-containing protein. Gene Ontology annotation, molecular function: RNA binding; amino acid transmembrane transporter activity; RNA nuclease activity. Gene Ontology annotation, cellular component: membrane. Gene Ontology annotation, biological process: amino acid transmembrane transport. The record is from RefSeq and is a predicted model, not a curated record. Bases 1 to 2370 code for a protein of 789 amino acids. NCBI's taxonomy places the organism in Eukaryota, Fungi, Ascomycota, Eurotiomycetes, Eurotiales, Aspergillaceae. The transcript is spliced from 13 exons.